GUUAUUCGCUUUGUUUCGGUCCCUGGUCGUCUCAUGAAUAAGUCAGCUCGAAGAAUAGAAGCAAAAAAGUUUCUUCGCUCGCUCGACAGUCGUCGCCUGCAAAGCGUCUUUAGAGUCGAUGACCGGUUACUCUUGAAAGGCUUGAGCCACUCAACCCUGGUGCAUGCACGUCAUGGAUUUGGAUCACUUACUCGUCAUUGUCUCGACGUUCGCUGUUUUCCAGUGCGUACAAGCGUUACCCCGAAAUGAAAUACUCGUUAGUGACAACUGCGAUGUCCUGAUCAAAGCCGGUUUCGACGUCUUCCGAUGUACGACCUCCGCGUAUGCUGAUCGGGCGGAAUGCGUACCCCGCGGUCAUCGAUCUGGUGGGCGAAUGCGUCUUCGACGACCAGGAAGCUUCGAUCCUAUGAACCGAGUUUGUGAUUCGAAAUUAGACUGCAAAGACGGUUCUGAUGAAAUGCUCAACGAAUGUACUAAAUUGCAUAAAGAAUACUGUGUCAACGAGCUGGAGAAGGAGGUCGAUGGCGAGUUUCUUGAUUCUUUCCAUUGCUACGACGAGGGUGACGUUGAGGGGCCGGCGUCGCUCUGCGUCUCCGAGUGUCAGAUGUGCGACGGCGUCAGGGACUGCCCGAACGGCGCCGAUGAACUGGAUGCCAACUGCCAAAAGAUGAGACCAAUGCCAUUUGCGUGUGAAUUAUUCUAGAACAAGUACAAUUAAUUCAGACAUUCUUCCAAAUUUUCAUGAUUAUACAUGCAUUUCAUAUUGCAUGACUGUAUUCUGAUUUGCAUUUGAUAGACAUUUGCACAAGUCCAUGGCAACAAUGCUCAACGGCCACUCAAAGUCGAGAAUUUCGCGGGAGUUACCAUUGUUACUGUGGUGAAUUUACCAUAAAUAUAUAGUAGUCAUUGCAAUAUAGCCUAUAAUCUAGGCGGAGACUGCAGUCUUUGCUGUUAUUUUUUUUUUAAAGUACACACCAAGUUACCAAUAAUGCAUUCAGCAUUUCCAUUUAUUUGAAAGCAGGAUAAAAGAGCAUUGUAGAUUAAAUGCCUUGUUCACGGGCAUAUAGAUGCCGCGGCUGUGGAUCGAACCCCGGACUUUCCAUGUAUAGCCAGGCGCCUUAGACCACUCGGCCACGGCACCUCUACUGUUAUGCUGAACUCAAACGAUAUACUGGUAUCUGAUGUGGCAAAGACUGCGGAAUACGAGUCACAAAUUCGUAGUCAUUGCCACACGUCCCGUUGCGUUCAGCAUAACAGCAAAGCUAAUAACUGCAGCCUCCGCCUAGAUUAUAAAAGCUAUCAUUGCAACGAUGGCCUGCUUAGACUUUUUUUACACAUUAUUCUGAUUCUCUUUUUAGAUCAUGACGUCCAUUUGAGUCUAUAUUUCAUUUGUCAUGUUUGUGUAACUUCCAAAUAUGAAAGGGAUAUCAAGAGGACGUGAGCCCCCGUUGUCACUUUCAGGGUUUUCAAAAGUGGAAAUUCCAGGAAGAAGGAAACGACCAACAGGGGUAAAUAAUAACAAAUUCAAUUUGUCGAAAAACAGAAGAAGUCAUACUCAUACAAGCGAUUUCAAAACCACCCCUCCUUUAGUUAAUGUUUAAAGGGAUACAAUUUUACUGUGAUUGCCCGAUGGCACCUAUUAACCAAUGCAUGGUUACGCGUUACACUAUCAUCAUUCUGUGAUCAUUGGGAAAUAAACAUAGUAAAUAAAAAUA
Molecule: messenger RNA, 1715 nt
Organism: Lytechinus variegatus (green sea urchin)
Lineage: Eukaryota; Metazoa; Echinodermata; Echinoidea; Temnopleuroida; Toxopneustidae
Product: low-density lipoprotein receptor-like
Exons: 4
Coding region: 164-703 (179 amino acids)
Molecular function (GO): protein binding
Source: RefSeq, a predicted model, not a curated record